Messenger RNA from Folsomia candida, 2356 nucleotides. RefSeq lists its product as uncharacterized. The transcript has 4 exons. The record is from RefSeq and is a predicted model, not a curated record. The coding region runs from base 720 to 2231 and encodes 503 amino acids. Lineage: Eukaryota; Metazoa; Arthropoda; Collembola; Entomobryomorpha; Isotomidae.
UAGACACCCUGUCGAGUCAUAUAUGUAAGACAGGUGAAUUAAUCCUGGCCAGGAUAAACUAAGCCUUUUACAUGGAUGUAUUCCAUUCCUAAAGCGUAAUUACACUAGAAGUACCAAUUUCUACAGCAACUUAAAUGUUGAAAUGUGCCGACCCUAUCUAAAACGGUGAAGUUUAGUAAUUGUCCUAAAUUUACCAAACAUUUUCACUAUUCCACAAAAACUUAUAAACACUCUUCCAAAUUUAUUGGAUGGAACACAUCUCUGAAACUUUGUUAUAAAUAAUAAUAUCUUCGUAUUUAAAUUUGUAAGGAAUUAAUCUGGCAAAAUAAAAUAAACAUAAAAUAAACAUAAAAAUAAAAAUAUACUUGCUGUGUAAAUGGGAGACCAAGCUUUUCCAUGAAAUAGUUUUCUAAGACUUUUGUUGAUUCGUUAGAUUGGUGAGGCAUUCCAAAGUUGUGAGUAUCUAUAUAAGCCCUAUAUUGUAUACAAUCUACUUUACACUUUUGUAAACUCCUCGACUUUAUAAAAUUACAUUUUUUGUUCAAAACUAUUUUGCACGUACAAAUUAAAGCACUAAUUUUGUUCUACAUGAUCGAUACAUGUAAGUGUGCACAUUUGUAUCGUCCACCCAGUACAGUUGGAAACAAGGUGUUAAAAAAAUUAGAUAAUUAUCUUCUCCGUGAUUUGUGGUUCUAAUAUUUACGAAUAUUAUUAGAAACAUGAAUUUGGACUUGGACUUGAUUCUUGGCCUGUUGAUAUGGACAAUAAUUAGCCCUGUAGCCUUUCCCUUAAUUUUGAUCGGUCUCCUGCAUAAAUUCAGCAGCUUGUUGAUGGCGAAACUUUUAUACAGAAGAUCCGGAUAUGUAGUUAGCUCGUUCAAUUGUUUGGAUGCAUUAGAAUACACUAGAAAAGAUCGAGGCAUUAUCGGGUACGCGCUACGUUUCGAAAACUCGGUAAAAGGAAGACGACUAGAUAUCGCUAAAUUUCGACACCAUUUCGCCGAAACAUUUAUUAAUAAUGGAAAGUGCAAAAAUUACCCCGUUUUUUACACAAAAUUCGUACCAGUUCUAGGAUAUAUGUAUAAAGUUGCGAAUCUUAAAGAAAACCUGGAUCUGUGCAAAUCUAUUAAGGAAGACAGAAUUUUGGAAGGUGAAACAGAAAAUGAGGCCCUUUCUCGAGCGAUGAGACAGAAUACACAUUUUCACACUCGGUCAACCCAAUGGGAGAUUAUUCUUUUGCGAGUAGAUGUAAAGAGUGAUUUUAUUAUUUUUAAAUUUCACCACGCACUCGCAGAUGCAUAUUCGGUUAGAAGUCUGCUGGAUGUUUUAGGAGGGACGGAGGCACCUUAUCUGGUGAAGGAUUUCAACAUGGGGUUUUUCCAAAGUGUAAAAGCAUGCAUUAAGGGCGUAACUGAGUUUGCAAGAAUCUUAAAUGUUGGACUUGUCGACUGGUUUCCAACGGGUUUAAAUGCUCGCUGUGGCACAACAACUUUAUUCUCCAAGACAACCGUUGAAACUUGGAAAUUGAAGGAAAUAUGCAAAAACACUAAUUCUAGCUUCCUCUCUGUGAUAACGUCACUUCACUUGUGGUCCAUGAGAAACAACUCUGCAUGGCUUGAAAAGCUCGAUAUCCCUGAAAAUAUAUCCCCACAUGCCAUCAUUACGUUUCCACAAGCGUUACCUGGACAUCCCGUAAUAAGAAGUAAAGGACGAGAUUGUUGCAAUCAUAUGUGUCUUGGUCUCAUCAAACUCCCAAUUGAAGAGGAUCCUAAUCCCAUCCAGAUUUUGGGAAGGGUUCAAUUUCUCUACGAAAAUUACCUCGACUCUGAAGCCCCACAAGCUAUCCACCUUAUGCUGAAGACUAUAGGCAUGCUUAUCCCAUUCUAUUGGGGAGAGUGGUUAUCGAAGUUGUUUGCAAAACAGCCACUUUUUGAAACAAUGGUCAACCCUUUCCCAUUCUGGGAAACAAAGUAUCAGCUUCUUGGCAUGAACUUGGAAAAUAUUUACUUUCUUUGCUCCUCACCCUCUCCAAUUUACUCGAAUGGUACGCUUAUAACACCGCUGACAAGAGGAGACAAGACAGAUGUGACGGUUCAUGCAAGCGGAGAGGUUUUUUGCAGUCAAGAUGAAAUAGACGAGCACGUUGCGGGAAAUUUGGUGACCGGAUUAGAAAUAUUCUUGAUGGAAAGUAGAAAAUAUAAGGCAAGAAAUACGUCCAUCUCCUAUGGUUGAUACCGUUAAACCAAUAAUUAUGAAUUCAUCAGAACUAAAUCAUGUAUGUACUAGCUUGGGAUUACAAUUGUUGCAAACUUACGAACCUAAUUAAAAAUUCGCAAGUUAACCAAGCUUUGAAAAAA